Messenger RNA from Pteronotus mesoamericanus, 2569 nucleotides. It is a transcript of the gene TRIM11, whose product is annotated as tripartite motif containing 11. The transcript is spliced from 6 exons. Gene Ontology annotation, molecular function: protein binding; zinc ion binding; ubiquitin protein ligase activity. Gene Ontology annotation, biological process: protein ubiquitination; regulation of gene expression. The coding region runs from base 163 to 1569 and encodes 468 amino acids. NCBI's taxonomy places the organism in Eukaryota, Metazoa, Chordata, Mammalia, Chiroptera, Mormoopidae. Gene Ontology annotation, cellular component: cytoplasm. The record is from RefSeq and is a predicted model, not a curated record.
GGCUUCCGCCGCGGCUCCUCUCCGCGGCUCCUCUUCCCGCGUCUCCUGCGCCUCCCGUUACCGAGGCCGCCCCGCGCCCGCAGGUUUACAGUGUCACCCCGGUCCCCGCCAGCUCCCCAAACUCCCGGCGGAGAGCACCGCCUUCCUCCGCUCCACCGCGCCAUGGCCGCCACCGACGUGUCCACCAACCUCCAGGAGGAGGCCACCUGCGCCAUCUGCCUCGACUACUACACAGACCCGGUGAUGACCGACUGUGGCCACAACUUCUGCCGCGAGUGCAUCCGGCGCUGUUGGGGUCAGCCCGAAGGCCCAUACGCCUGCCCCGAGUGCCGCGAGCUGUCCCCGCAGCGGAACCUGAGGCCCAACCGCGCUGUGGCCAAGAUGGCCGAGAUGGCGCGGCGCCUGCACCCACCGUCGCCCGUCCCGCAGGGCGUGUGCGCUGCGCACCGCGAGCCGCUGGCGUCCUUCUGCGCCGACGAGCUGCGCCUGCUGUGCGCCGCCUGCGAGCGCUCCGGGGAGCACUGGGCGCACCGCGUACGCCCGCUGCAGGACGCAGCCGAGGACCUCAAGGGCAAGCUGGAGAAGUCCCUGAAACACCUGCAGAAGCAGAUGGAGGACGCGCUGCUGUUUCAGGCCCAGGCAAAGGAGACCUGUGCACUGUGGCAGAAGAUGGUGGAGACGCAGCGGCAGAACGUGCGCACAGAGUUUGAGCGGCUGCGCUGCCUGCUGGUGGAAGAAGAGCAGCGGCUGCUGCAGAGGCUGGAGGAGGAGGAGCUGGAGGUGCUGCCGCCUCUGCAGGAGAGCGUUGCCCGCCUUGGGCAGCAGAGCGCCCAGCUGGCUGAUCUUGUUGCCGAGCUGGAGGGGCGCUGCCAGCUGCCGGCGCUAGGGCUGCUGCAGGACAUCAUGGACACCCUGCGCAGGGUCCAGGAUGUGAAGCUGCAGCCGCCCGAGGUGGUGCCCAUGGAGAUGAGGACGGUGUGCAGGGUCCCGGGGCUGGUGCAGGCCCUGCGGAGGUUCCAAGGGGACGUUACGCUGGAUCCUGAUACCGCGAACCCUGAACUGGUCCUGUCGGAGGACAUGCAGAGUGUGCGGCGGGGGGACCAGCGGCAGCCCCUGCCUGACAGCCCCGAACGCUUUGACCCCGGGCCAUGUGUGCUGGGCCGGGAGCCCCUGAGCUCCGGCCGGCACUACUGGGAGGUGGAGGUGGGCGAGCGGGCCAGCUGGGCCCUGGGCGUCUGCAGGGAGAACGCUAACCGCAAGGAGAAAGGCGAGCUCUUUGCGGGCAACGGGUUCUGGAUCCUGGUGUUCCUGGGGGGCUCCUACAACUCCUCUGAGCGGGCCUUUGCCCCCCUGCGAGACCCACCCCGGCGUGUGGGCAUCUUCCUGGACUACGAGGCUGGGCACCUGGCCUUCUACAGCGCCACCGAUGGGUCACUCCUGUAUGCCUUCCCCCAGACGCCUUUCUCAGGGACGCUGCGGGCCCUCUUCUCACCGCUGUCCAGCAGCCCUACCCCCAUGACCAUCUGCCGACCCAAGGGCGGGCAUGGGGACGGGAUGGCUCCCCAGUGAGCGGGCCUCUCGGGACCUUGUCCUGCCGUUGGCUCUCUCCGGGUGUCCUGAGCCAUGUGAGAGUUCCCAGCACCGUCUUGCGUGCACAGUAAAACCUCUCUUAUUCCUGAGAAGCUGUGUGCAAGCAUGUGCAGGGCUGGCGACAUCUUCCAGGGGACCACCUGUGGUCAUCCCGUGUUGCGACUCCGUCACCGAUGCAUCGCUCACAUCCCUCUGCAGAGCCUGAGCCAGGGUCCCAGGAGCUCUGCACGAGUCCGGCUGGUCAGAAGUGAUGCACCAGGGCCUGUGGAACUUUCUGUGAAGCCUGAGCCUUCCGCAGCCCCAGGGCUGCACCCCCAGAGAGCUGCUGGACUGUGAGGCCACAGGCAGAGACGAACCCAACAGCCUCCGAGUCUGGGCCUAGAAAAUAGGACGGCUGCCUCAUCAGUCAGGAUGCAGCAGUCCUCGGGAGAGGAGGGGCAUGGGAAGAGCCGGAGAAAGGGCGCUCUGCGAAAGGUGCUACACAAGGGGGCAGAGGGACCUGGGUCCAGGCCCCUGAGCCCCUCAGCACGGAUCACCCCGGGCUUCUGCAGGCCGCUCCUUCCCGCCGCAGAGCGGAGCACCACCAGCUCAGGAAAGAUGCUCUGGCUCUGCCUGGGGAAGGGGUGAGGCUGCACAGAUCCCCCGACCCUUCCCUUCCCGCCCCAUAGCACCUGGGGUUUGUUGGGCUCGUUCUGGUGCUUCACAAGAAGUCAUGGUGCAGCAUCUCUGCACCCCAGGAAGAUUUUAACCGUUGUAUGGACCACUCUCACAGUAAAUAAACGUUUUGUUGUGAUCCUGCUGCCUUGGGUAGGGGUGGCUGCGGCCGGUGCUCACAGCCUGGUUGGGGAGACAGUGGCUGCCUGUUCAUCCCGUGCAGCUACCACAGAAUUCUUUUUCAAAUAACCUGAUUUACAGUUCUAGAUUCCAUGGUGUUCAGUAGGUAAUUACUCGAUUAUUUGUUUCUUGUUUCUCCCAUUGG